AAGCUUUGCCAGGCCCUAGCACACAGGUCACUGCAGGCAGCAACCACACGGCAGUACUUUUAAUGGAUGGACAGGUCUUCACAUUUGGAAGUUUUUCUAAAGGGCAACUGGGCAGACCGAUUUUGGAUGUGCCAUAUUGGAAUGCAAAGCCAGCUCCUAUGCCUAACAUCGGAUCAAAGUAUGGAAGAAAAGCUACUUGGAUAGGCGCAAGCGGGGACCAAACUUUCUUACGAAUUGAUGAAGCACUUAUUAAUUCUCAUGUACUUGCUACAUCAGAAAUUUUUGCCAGUAAACAUAUAAUAGGCUUGGUACCUGCUUCUAUAUCAGAACCUCCUCCAUUUAAAUGUCUUCUGAUAAAUAAAGUGGAUGGGAGUUGUAAAACUUUUAAUGACUCAGAACAAGAGGAUCUACAAGGAUUUGGUGUGUGUCUUGAUCCUGUGUAUGAUGUAAUUUGGAGGUUUCGACCAAAUACCAGAGAACUCUGGUGUUACAAUGCAGUGGUUGCUGAUGCCAGACUUCCCUCGGGAGCAGACAUGCAGUCCAGAUGCAGUAUUCUAAGUCCUGAGCUUGCCCUGCCAACAGGGUCACCAGCUCUUACCACCCGAUCUCAUGCGGCUUUGCACAUUCUAGGUUGUCUUGAUACCUUGGCAGCUAUGCAGGAUUUAAAAAUGGGUGUUGCAAGUACAGAGGAGGAAACUCAAGCAGUUAUGAAAGUUUAUUCCAAAGAAGAUUACAGUGUAGUAAACAGGUUUGAAAGUCAUGGAGGGGGUUGGGGUUACUCUGCCCAUUCGGUGGAAGCCAUACGUUUUAGCGCCGACACCGAUAUAUUACUUGGUGGUCUUGGUCUUUUUGGAGGUAGAGGAGAAUAUACUGCUAAAAUUAAGCUGUUUGAGUUGGGUCCCGAUGGUGGAGAUCAUGAAACAGAUGGAGACCUUCUUGCAGAGACUGAUGUUCUGGCUUAUGACUGUGCUGCCAGAGAAAAAUAUGCAAUGAUGUUUGAUGAGCCAGUUCUCCUGCAAGCUGGAUGGUGGUAUGUAGCAUGGGCCCGAGUGUCAGGACCUAGUAGUGACUGUGGAUCUCAUGGGCAAGCAUCUAUUACCACGGAUGAUGGGGUUGUUUUCCAGUUUAAGAGUUCAAAGAAAUCAAAUAACGGUACAGAUGUUAAUGCUGGUCAGAUACCUCAGUUAUUAUACAGACUUCCAACCAGUGAUGGCAGUGCUUCCAAAGGCAAACAGCAAACCAGUGAACCUGUGCACAUUUUAAAGAGAUCUUUUGCAAGAACUGUCUCAGUGGAAUGUUUUGAGUCAUUGUUGAGUAUUCUUCACUGGAGCUGGACCACCUUAGUUUUAGGAGUGGAAGAACUUAGAGGAUUAAAAGGAUUCCAGUUCACAGCUACUCUUCUGGAUUUAGAGAGACUGCGCUUUGUGGGAACAUGUUGUCUGAGGUUAUUACGUGUCUAUACCUGUGAAAUUUACCCAGUGUCAGCUACAGGAAAAGCAGUUGUAGAAGAAACUAGCAAGUUAGCAGAGUGUAUUGGAAAAACCAGAACUUUGUUAAGGAAAAUUUUAUCAGAAGGAGUUGAUCACUGCAUGGUGAAGUUGGAUAAUGAUCCUCAAGGAUAUCUUAGUCAACCCUUGAGUCUCCUGGAAGCUGUCCUUCAGGAAUGCCAUAAUACUUUUACUGCCUGUUUUCAUUCUUUCUACCCAACUCCUGCCUUACAGUGGGCUUGCCUUUGUGAUCUACUGAAUUGUUUGGAUCAGGACAUUCAAGAAGCAAACUUCAAAACUUCAAGUAGCCGACUCCUUGCAGCUGUUAUGUCUGCUCUGUGUCACACUUCUGUUAAGCUGACUUCCAUCUUCCCUAUUGCGUAUGAUGGAGAAGUCCUCCUACGAUCCAUUGUUAAACAAGUUAGCACAGAGAAUGACUCAACACUUGUUCAUCGUUUCCCCCUUUUGGUGGCACAUAUGGAAAAACUCAGCCAGAGUGAAGAGAAUAUCUCAGGGAUGACAAGCUUCCGUGAAGUUCUGGAAAAGAUGCUGGUUAUCGUUGUGCUACCUGUCAGGAACAGCCUGAGGAGGGAAAAUGAACUCUUCUCCUCUCACCUUGUCUCUAACACCUGCGGGCUGCUGGCUAGUAUUGUCAGUGAACUCACAGCAUCAGCCUUGGGAUCUGAGGUUGAUGGACUUAAUUCUCUUCACUCUGUGAAAGCUAGUGCUAACCGAUUCACAAAAACAAGCCAAGGAAGAAGUUGGAACACUGGGAAUGGGUCCCCUGAUGCAAUCUGUUUCUCAGUAGACAAACCUGGAAUAGUUGUGGUUGGUUUCUCUGUCUAUGGAGGAGGAGGAAUUCAUGAAUAUGAAUUAGAGGUGUUGGUUGACGAUAGUGAACAUGCAGGAGAUUCAUCUCAUUCCCACAGAUGGACAUCUCUAGAAUUAGUCAAAGGCACAUAUACAACGGAUGAUUCACCCAGUGAUAUAGCUGAAAUCAGACUUGACAAAGUUGUUCCUUUAAAGGAAAAUGUUAAAUAUGCCGUGCGCUUGAGGAACUAUGGAAGCCGUACAGCCAAUGGAGAUGGAGGAAUGACUACAGUUCAGUGUCCUGAUGGCGUCACAUUUACAUUCAGCACCUGUAGCCUGAGUAGUAAUGGCACAAACCAAACCAGAGGACAGAUUCCUCAGAUACUCUACUACAGGAGUGAAUUUGAUGGAGAUUUACAAUCCCAACUUCUGAGUAAAGCCAAUGAAGAAGAUAAAAACUGUAGCAGAGCUCUCUCUGUGGUGAGCACUGUCGUUCGAGCUGCUAAAGACCUCUUGCACAGAGCUCUCGCUGUGGAUGCUGAUGACAUUCCAGAACUGCUCAGUUCUUCCAGUCUGUUUUCCAUGCUGCUUCCCCUUAUUAUAGCCUACAUAGGACCAGUAGCUGCUGCUAUUCCCAAGGUGGCUGUAGAAGUCUUUGGCCUUGUCCAACAAUUGCUUCCAUCAGUAGCCGUUUUGAAUCAAAAGUACGCACCCCCUGCCUUCAACCCUAAUCAGUCAACAGAUAGCACCACAGGAAACCAGCCUGAACAAGGCCUCUCUGCUUGUACAACUUCUAACCACUAUGCUGUCAUAGAGAGUGAGCACCCAUAUAAACCUGCCUGUGUGAUGCACUACAAGGUGACAUUCCCAGAAUGUGUCAGGUGGAUGACAAUCGAAUUUGACCCCCAGUGUGGUACUGCACAGUCAGAGGAUGUCCUCCGUUUGUUGAUUCCUGUCAGAACCAUUCAAAAUUCAGGAUAUGGACCAAAAUUGACAUCUGUUCAUGAAAAUCUUAAUUCAUGGAUAGAAUUAAAGAAGUUUUCGGGAUCCUCUGGGUGGCCGACUAUGGUUUUAGUGUUGCCAGGAAAUGAGGCCCUUUUUUCAUUGGAGACGGCGUCAGAUUAUGUGAAAGAUGAUAAAGCUUCUUUCUAUGGUUUCAAGUGUUUUGCAAUUGGAUAUGAAUUUAGCCCUGGACCUGAUGAGGGAGUCAUUCAGUUGGAAAAAGAAUUAGCCAAUCUUGGUGGGGUUUGUGCUGCAGCUUUGAUGAAAAAGGAUCUAGCCCUUCCUAUUGGUAAUGAAUUAGAGGAAGAUCUUGAAAUUCUUGAAGAGGCUGCAUUGCAGGUGUGCAAAACCCAUUCUGGUAUUCUUGGAAAGGGUUUAGCUCUUUCUCAUUCACCAACUAUAUUAGAGGCACUUGAAGGAAACUUACCACUCCAGAUCCAAAGCAAUGAACAAUCCUUUCUGGAUGAUUUUAUUGCUUGUGUUCCAGGAUCAAGUGGCGGAAGGCUUGCAAGGUGGCUGCAGCCAGAUUCCUAUGCUGAUCCUCAGAAAACAUCUUUGAUCCUGAAUAAGGAUGAUAUUCGUUGUGGUUGGCCUACUACCAUAACGGUCCAAACGAAAGACCAGUAUGGGGAUGUGGUACAUGUUCCCAAUAUGAAGGUGGAAGUGAAAGCUGUCCCUGUUUCUCAGAAAAAAACAUCUUUACAACAAGAUCAAGUAAAGAAAUCUCAAAGGAUUCCUGGCAGUCCUGCAGUAACAGCUACAUCUGCUAAUACUGACAUGACUUUUGGUGGGCUGGCAUCACCAAAGCUGGAUGUUUCAUAUGAACCAAUGAUAGUGAAAGAGGCUCGAUAUAUUGCCAUAACAAUGAUGAAGGUUUAUGAAAAUUAUUCAUUUGAAGAACUGCGUUUUGCAUCACCAACUCCUAAGAGACCCAGUGAGAAUAUGCUGAUUCGUGUCAAUAAUGAUGGAACUUAUUGUGCAAAUUGGACUCCAGGGGCUAUUGGACUUUAUACUAUUCAUGUUACCAUUGAUGGCAUUGAAAUAGAUGCUGGCCUAGAAGUAAAAGUAAAAGACCCACCAAAAGGGAUGAUACCACCAGGAACUCAGCUGGUCAAACCAAAGACAGAACCACAGCCAAAUAAGGUUCGAAAAUUUGUGGCCAAGGACAGUGCAGGGCUCCGCAUCCGAAGCCAUCCUUCCCUCCAGAGUGAGCAGAUAGGCAUAGUAAAAGUUAAUGGAACUAUCACUUUUAUUGAUGAGAUCCACAAUGAUGAUGGUGUGUGGCUGAGACUGAAUGAUGAGACAAUAAAGAAGUAUGUUCCUAACAUGAAUGGUUAUACUGAAGCCUGGUGCCUGUCUUUUAAUCAACAUCUUGGCAAGAGCCUUCUGGUCCCUGUUGACAAUAUCUUUAAUGCUAGCCAAGGAGUCAGGGAUUUGGACGUAUUUUCAUGGACUUCCAAAGCUUUUUUCCCCCAGGAAUCUAAAACUAAUACUGAUGACUUUUUCAAAGACAUAAACUCCUGCUGCUCACAGGAAGCAACAAUGCAAGAGCAAGAUAUGCCAUUCUUGCGAGGAGGGCCAGGCAUGUACAAGGUAGUGAAGACGGGACCUUCAGGUCACAACAUCAGAAGCUGCCCUAACCUUAGAGGUAUCCCAAUUGGAAUGUUAGUUCUGGGAAACAAAGUCAAAGCAGUAGGAGAGGUAACCAAUUCUGAAGGUACAUGGGUGCAGCUGGAUCAGAACAGCAUGGUAGAGUUCUGUGAGAGUGAUGAAGGAGAGGCAUGGUCCUUAGCUAGAGACAGAGGCGGAAACCAGUACCUCCGACAUGAAGAUGAACAAGUUCUUCUGGAUCAAAAUUCUCAAACUCCUCCUCCAAGCCCUUUCUCAGUGCAAGCUUUUAAUAAAGGGGCAAGUUGCAGUGCCCAAGGAUUUGAUUAUGGACUUGGAAAUAAUAAAGGUGACCAACUGAGUGCCAUAUUGAAUUCCAUUCAGUCACGACCCAAUCUCCCAGCUCCUUCCAUCUUUGAUCAAGCUGCAAAACCUCCCUCUUCCCUAGUCCACAGCCCAUUUGUGUUCGGACAGCCCCUUUCCUUCCAGCAGCCUCAGCUUCAGAAAUCUCCAUCUCGCAACCUUGCUUCUCGUGAGCGCAUUUACAAAAAUUAUGGUGUAGCUGGGCCUGCCUCUGCUCUCUCAUCUCUGUCUCACAAACUCAAGGGUGACCGAGGAAAUAUCUCAACAUCUUCUAGACCAGCCUCUACAUCAGGAAAAUCAGAACUGUCCUCUAAACACAGCAGAUCACUUAAACCUGAUGGACGUAUGAGCCGGACUACUGCUGAUCAGAAGAAACCAAGGGGUACAGAAAGUUUAUCUGCUAGUGAAUCCCUCAUGUUAAAAUCUGACGCUGCAAAGUUGAGGUCAGAUUCCCAUAGUAGGUCCUUGUCACCCAACCAUAAUACCUUGCAGACACUGAAAACUGAUGGGAGAAUGUCUUCUAGCUUCAGAGCAGAAUCCCCAGGACCAGGUUCUCGGUCGUCAUCUCCUAAGCCAAAGACUCUCCCAGCCAAUAGGUCUAGCCCAUCAGGUGCUAGUUCUCCACGUUCCUCCUCACCACAUGAUAAAAAUCUACCUCAAAAAAGCACUGCUCCUGUUAAGACAAAACUUGAUCCUCCUCGGGAACGUUCCAAAUCAGACUCUUAUACACUUGAUCCAGACACCCUCCGCAAGAAGAAAAUGCCCCUCACGGAACCGUUAAGGGGACGGUCAACAUCACCAAAACCAAAAUCAGUACCAAAGGAUUCUGCAGAUUCCCCUGGAUCUGAAAACAGAGCUCCCUCUCCCCAUGUGGUACAGGAAAAUCUCCACAGUGAAGUGGUUGAAGUCUGUACCUCAAGUACUUUAAAAACAAAUAGUCUAACAGAUAGCACUUGUGAUGAAAGCAGUGAAUUUAAGAGUGUGGAUGAAGGUUCAAGUAAAGUUCAUUUCAGCAUAGGAAAAGCACCACUGAAAGAUGAACAGGAAAUGAGAGCAUCCCCCAAAAUAAGUCGGAAAUGUGCUAAUAGACACACCAGGCCCAAGAAAGAAAAAUCUAGUUUUCUUUUCAAAGGAGAUGGAUCCAAACCUUUAGAGCCAGCCAAGCAAGCCAUGUCUCCUUCCGUGGCUGAAUGUGCCAGAGCGGUCUUUGCCUCCUUCCUGUGGCAUGAAGGUAUAGUACAUGAUGCAAUGGCUUGUUCUUCUUUCCUAAAGUUUAAUCCUGAACUUUCCAAAGAACAUGCUCCUAUAAGAAGUAGUUUAAAUAGCCAACAGCCUACAGAGGAAAAGGAAACCAAGUUAAAAAACAGACACUCAUUGGAAAUAUCAUCUGCCCUGAAUAUGUUUAAUAUUGCACCUCAUGGACCAGAUAUAUCUAAGAUGGGUAGCAUCAACAAAAAUAAGGUGUUGUCUAUGCUUAAGGAACCACCUCUGCAUGAAAAAUGUGAGGAUGGGAAAACUGAAACCACUUUUGAAAUGUCCAUGCAUCACACAAUGAAAUCUAAAUCUCCUCUUCCUUUAACUUUACAACAUUUGGUGGCUUUUUGGGAAGACAUCUCUUUGGCUACUAUCAAAGCUGCUUCCCAGAAUAUGAUUUUUCCAAGUCCUGGUUCCUGUGCGGUACUUAAAAAGAAAGAGUGUGAGAAAGAGAAUAAGAAGGCCAAAAAGGAAAAAAAGAAAAAAGAAAAGGCGGAAGUUAGGCCCAGGGGUAAUUUGUUUGGAGAAAUGGCCCAGCUGGCAGUAGGCGGACCAGAGAAAGAUACCAUCUGUGAGCUAUGUGGCGAAUCACAUCCGUACCCAGUGACCUAUCACAUGAGACAAGCUCACCCAGGUUGUGGCCGGUAUGCUGGUGGACAAGGUUACAAUAGCAUUGGGCAUUUUUGUGGAGGAUGGGCUGGUAACUGUGGUGAUGGUGGCAUAGGAGGAAGCACUUGGUAUCUCGUGUGUGAUCGCUGUAGAGAAAAAUACCUUCGUGAAAAACAGGCUGCUGCAAGGGAGAAGGUCAAACAGUCUAGGAGAAAGCCAAUGCAAGUCAAGACCCCGCGUGCCUUGCCCACCAUGGAAGCUCACCAGGUGAUAAAAGCCAAUGCACUCUUCCUGCUGUCCCUGAGCAGUGCAGCGGAGCCAAGCAUUCUGUGUUACCAUCCUGCAAAGCCAUUCCAGUCACAGCUGCCCAGUGUGAAAGAGGGUAUUUCUGAGGAUCUUCCUGUGAAAAUGCCUUGUCUCUACCUGCAGACAUUAGCUAGGCAUCAUCAUGAAAAUUUUGUGGGCUAUCAAGAUGACAACCUAUUCCAGGAUGAAAUGAGAUAUCUACGUUCAACAUCUGUACCUGCCCCAUACAUAUCAGUAACUCCUGAUGCAAGUCCUAAUGUAUUUGAAGAGCCAGAAAGCAAUAUGAAGUCUAUGCCACCAAGUUUGGAAACCAGUCCCAUAACUGACACUGACCUUGCAAAGAGAACUGUCUUCCAAAGAUCAUACUCAGUUGUUGCUUCUGAAUAUGAUAAACAACACUCCAUUUUACCCGCAAGAGUUAAAGCCAUUCCUAGAAGAAGAGUUAACAGUGGAGAUACUGAGGUUGGAUCUUCCCUAUUGAGACAUCCAUCUCCUGAACUUUCUCGGCUAAUCUCAGCCCACAGCUCUCUUUCUAAAGGAGAACGAAAUUUCCAGUGGCCGGUUUUAGCUUUUGUUAUACAACAUCAUGAUCUAGAAGGGCUUGAAAUAGCAAUGAAACAAGCCUUAAGAAAAUCUGCUUGUCGAGUUUUUGCUAUGGAGGCUUUCAACUGGCUUCUGUGUAAUGUCAUCCAAACCACUUCUCUCCAUGAUAUUUUGUGGCAUUUUGUGGCAUCACUGACUCCUGCUCCAGUGGAACCAGAGGAAGAAGAUGAUGAAGAAAAUAAAAUAAACAAAGAAAAUGUGGAACAGGAGAAGGAUACAAGAGUAUGUGAACAUCCACUCUCAGACAUCGUCAUUGCAGGGGAAGCCGCUCAUCCUUUACCACACACGUUUCACCGCUUACUUCAGACCAUCUCUGACCUUAUGAUGUCACUCCCCAGUGGCAGUUCAUUACAGCAAAUGGCUCUGAGAUGCUGGAGUCUGAAAUUCAAGCAAUCUGAUCACCAAUUCCUUCAUCAGAGCAACGUCUUUCAUCACAUUAACAAUAUUUUAUCAAAAUCAGACGAUGGUGAUAGUGAAGAGAGUUUUAGCAUCAGUAUUCAGUCUGGCUUUGAAGCAAUGAGUCAGGAAUUAUGCAUAGUAAUGUGUUUAAAGGACUUAACCAGCAUUGUUGACAUAAAAACUUCAAGCCGACCUGCUAUGAUUGGCAGUUUGACAGAUGGCUCCACAGAAACCUUUUGGGAAUCAGGAGAUGAAGAUAAAAACAAAACUAAGAGCAUCACCAUCAACUGUGUGAAAGGAAUCAAUGCCCGCUAUGUAUCUGUUCACGUGGACAAUUCCCGCGAUCUUGGGAAUAAAGUUACCUCAAUGACCUUCUUAACUGGCAAAGCAGUAGAAGAUUUGUGCAGAAUAAAGCAGGUUGAUCUGGAUUCCAGGCACAUUGGUUGGGUAACAAGUGAACUUCCAGGAGGGGAUAACCACAUCAUCAAAAUUGAAUUAAAGGGCCCAGAAAAUACACUAAGAGUUCGACAGGUCAAAGUCCUGGGAUGGAAAGAUGGUGAAAGCACAAAAAUUGCUGGCCAAAUUUCAGCCAGUGUGGCCCAGCAAAGGAACUGUGAAGCUGAGACUCUGCGUGUGUUCAGACUUAUUACAUCUCAAGUCUUCGGAAAACUCAUCUCUGGAGAUGCUGAACCUACACCGGAACAAGAGGAAAAAGCCCUCUUGUCAUCACCUGAAGGAGAGGAAAAAGUAUACAAUGCAACAUCAGAUGCAGACCUGAAAGAACAUAUGGUUGGAAUCAUAUUCAGCAGGAGUAAAUUGACUAACUUACAAAAACAGGUAUGUGCACAUAUUGUCCAAGCUAUUCGCAUGGAAGCUACCAGAGUCCGUGAAGAAUGGGAACAUGCCAUAUCAAGCAAAGAAAAUGCCAAUUCUCAGCCAAAUGAUGAAGAUGCCUCCUCUGAUGCCUACUGCUUCGAGUUGCUGUCCAUGGUGUUAGCCCUGAGCGGCUCCAAUGUCGGCCGGCAGUAUCUGGCUCAGCAGCUAACUUUGCUUCAGGAUCUCUUUUCCCUGCUUCACACAGCCUCUCCCAGAGUCCAGAGACAGGUGACCUCUUUACUAAGACGAGUGUUACCUGAAGUGACCCCUAGUCGUCUAGCCAGCAUCAUAGGAGUGAAAUCCCUCCCCCCAGCUGAUAUCAGUGAUAUCAUUCACUCAACAGAGAAGGGAGAUUGGAAUAAGCUGGGUAUCUUGGACAUGUUUCUAGGAUGCAUUGCCAAAGCACUCACUGUACAGCUAAAAGCCAAAGGAACCACCAUCACAGGAACAGCUGGUACCACUGUGGGCAAAGGAGUUACAACAGUUACUCUUCCGAUGAUUUUCAAUUCCAGUUAUCUCCGACGAGGCGAGAGUCAUUGGUGGAUGAAGGGUUCAACUCCUACCCAGAUCUCAGAGAUCAUCAUUAAACUUAUCAAGGAUAUGGCAGCAGGUCAUCUGUCAGAAGCUUGGUCCCGAGUGACAAAAAAUGCUAUUGCAGAAACCAUCAUUGCCUUGACCAAGAUGGAAGAAGAAUUUAGGUCUCCAGUGAGAUGUAUUGCAACAACUAGACUCUGGCUUGCUCUAGCAUCACUCUGUGUUCUUGAUCAGGACCAUGUAGAUCGUCUCUCCUCAGGCAGAUGGAUGGGAAAGGAUGGACAACAAAAACAAAUGCCUAUGUGUGAUAACCAUGAUGAUGGUGAAACUGCAGCAAUCAUUUUAUGCAACGUCUGUGGAAAUUUAUGUACUGACUGUGACAGAUUCCUUCAUCUUCAUCGACGAACCAAAACUCAUCAAAGACAGGUCUUCAAAGAAGAAGAGGAAGCUAUAAAGGUGGACCUUCAUGAAGGUUGUGGUAGAACCAAAUUGUUCUGGUUGAUGGCAUUAGCAGAUUCUAAAACAAUGAAGGCAAUGGUGGAAUUCCGAGAACACACGGGCAAGCCCACCACAAGUAGCUCAGAAGCAUGUCGUUUCUGUGGCUCCAGGAGUGGAACAGAGUUGUCUGCUGUUGGCAGUGUUUGCUCUGAUGCAGAUUGCCAGGAAUAUGCUAAGAUAGCUUGUAGUAAGACGCAUCCUUGUGGCCAUCCAUGUGGAGGUGUUAAAAAUGAAGAGCAUUGUUUGCCCUGUCUACACGGCUGUGACAAGAGUGCCACAACACUGAAGCAAGAUGCUGAUGACAUGUGCAUGAUAUGUUUCACUGAAGCACUUUCGGCAGCACCAGCCAUUCAGCUGGACUGCAGUCACGUAUUCCAUUUACAGUGCUGUCGGCGAGUUUUAGAAAACAGAUGGCUUGGCCCAAGGAUAACAUUUGGAUUUAUAUCUUGUCCUAUUUGCAAGAACAAAAUAAAUCACAUCGUAUUAAAAGACCUGCUUGAUCCAAUAAAAGAACUCUAUGAGGAUGUCAGAAGAAAAGCCUUAAUGAGAUUGGAAUAUGAAGGUCUGCAUAAGAGUGAAGCGAUCACUACUCCUGGUGUGAGGUUUUACAAUGACCCUGCUGGCUAUGCAAUGAAUAGAUACGCAUAUUAUGUCUGUUACAAAUGCAGAAAGGCAUAUUUUGGUGGUGAAGCUCGCUGUGAUGCUGAGGCUGGACAAGGGGAUGAUUAUGAUCCAAGAGAGCUCAUUUGUGGUGCCUGUUCUGAUGUGUCCAGGGCUCAGAUGUGUCCCAAACAUGGCACAGACUUUUUGGAAUAUAAAUGUCGCUACUGCUGUUCAGUGGCUGUCUUUUUCUGUUUUGGAACAACCCAUUUUUGUAAUGCUUGUCAUGAUGACUUUCAAAGAAUGACUAGCAUUCCCAAGGAAGAGCUACCACACUGUCCUGCAGGUCCCAAAGGCAAACAGUUAGAAGGAACUGAAUGUCCACUCCAUGUUGUUCAUCCACCCACUGGGGAAGAGUUUGCUCUGGGGUGUGGAGUGUGCAGAAAUGCUCACACUUUUUAGAACACUCAGAUCCUGUGUCUACAGAGAGAAAUGUUGCCCUCAUCCCCCAAGAGGAUGUGGUGAAGUUUAAACUCUGCUCAGGAUAAGGACAGGGCCAUUUUUACAUCCAUGAAAAUGAACCAUUCACAGUGCAAGAAGGAUGCCAAAUACCAUGUACAUAAUUCUUGCUAUGGAAAGUUUCUCCAUUAUUUUGGUUUAUCUUCUUUUGAACCAAGACAUCAAACUUGUGAGGUGUUUGCAUGUGGCCAUUACCGUCACUGGCCUGUGAAGCAUUGGACAUUUAUGGAUAAUUGAUAUAAAAGAAUCGCCAUGCCCAUGGACUAAGAAUGAUGCUGGCUUUCAAGCAAAAAAGAAAAAUAAUCAUUGUUUAUUGUAUACUGCCUUUUUGUAAUCCUGUACAAUUGCAUCAUGGGUGGGUAUAAAAAGAGGAAUAUUCUGGUUUA
Molecule: messenger RNA, 11854 nt
Organism: Carlito syrichta (Philippine tarsier)
Lineage: Eukaryota; Metazoa; Chordata; Mammalia; Primates; Tarsiidae
Gene: MYCBP2
Product: MYC binding protein 2, E3 ubiquitin protein ligase
Exons: 66
Coding region: 63-11411 (3782 amino acids)
Cellular component (GO): nucleus
Source: RefSeq, a predicted model, not a curated record